Messenger RNA from Spinacia oleracea (spinach), 1610 nucleotides. RefSeq names its product RNA-binding protein CP29B, chloroplastic. Gene Ontology annotation, biological process: chloroplast rRNA processing. Gene Ontology annotation, molecular function: mRNA binding. The coding region runs from base 364 to 1203 and encodes 279 amino acids. NCBI's taxonomy places the organism in Eukaryota, Viridiplantae, Streptophyta, Magnoliopsida, Caryophyllales, Amaranthaceae. The record is from RefSeq and is a predicted model, not a curated record. The transcript is spliced from 4 exons. Gene Ontology annotation, cellular component: chloroplast thylakoid membrane.
UACAAUAACAACUUAAAUUUUCUUGAUCUUAAUCCCUAAUUCUGUCAAACUCUAACCCAAAUUGUAACCAAACACUAGGACUAUCUCCAACAAGGCCACAACCAAUUUUGCUAUUGGCCCAACUAAAAAUAUCCACAAAAUACAAAUAUCAUUUACACAUUUCCACAAGUUGUUCGAUUUUUAAAAUUGCAAGUAAAAAAUCCAAGUUGAUUUGAAAAGAGUAUUGUGACCAUAAAUAUCCCCUCAACUCACAUAAAACCCAUUUGCAGCUGCGCCUAAAACCUUAUCGCUCCCAUUUCCUCCCUCCCUAUCUCUCUAGCAGCAGUAGCAGCCUUAUCUCCUCCUUUCACCUUCUCUACAACAAUGGCUUCCACCUCUUUCCUCGCUUCUUUUGCACCCAAAACGCUAAUUCCUUCUAAAAUCUCUUCACCUUCACUCCCCUUUUUCUCUCUCCUAACUUCCUCUUCUUCUUCCAAAACACUGCUUAAUUCCGUCGCUUUUCCCUCCUUGAAACGCUUCGAAUCCAUUUCCUCAAGCUUCGUGCGACACGUCGCCAUUUCUUCCGAGUUUGAGCAGGAGGAGGAUGUUAUGGGUGACGAUGAUGCCGGACGACAACCUAACUUCUCCCCUGACCUUAAGAUUUUUGUGGGUAAUCUUCCAUUUAAUGUUGACAGUGCUGAGCUCGCUGGGUUGUUCGGUGCUGCUGGUACCGUCGAAAUGGUUGAGGUUAUAUAUGAUAAAUUGACUGGAAGGAGCAGAGGGUUUGGAUUUGUGACCAUGUCUUCUGUUGAAGAAGUAGAAGCAGCCGCUCAGCAAUUCAAUAACUAUGAACUUGAUGGCAGGACCUUGAGGGUGAAUGCAGGACCUCCACCACCUAAAAGAGAUGACUUUUCCCCUAGAGGUGCGGGAGGUGCCAGAGGUGGUGGAUCAAGCUUUGGGAGCUCCAACCGGGUUCAUGUGGGGAAUCUUUCAUGGAAAGUUGAUGAUGAUGCCCUCAAGACUCUUUUUAGCGAAACGGGAGAUGUAGUGGAAGCAAAGGUGAUUUAUGACAGGGAUACUGGCCGUUCCAGAGGGUUUGGAUUUGUAACUUACAAUUCUGCUAAUGAGGUCAACACUGCUAUUGAAUCCUUAGACGGCGUGGAUUUGAAUGGGAGGUCUAUCCGAGUAACUGCCGCAGAAGCAAGGCAGAGGCGUGCGUUUUAAAGUGAAAAGCGGUUAUAAAAUGAUUUCCUAGGCUGGUAGCUAGAGAAAUGCGGCUGCAGGUGAACCCAACUAGUGUUGAACAAUGUGCUGUUUUGUGCAUCAGUUUGCUCAAAUUUUUCAGAUGCACAGAAAUGGCUAAGAUGUUGUACACUGUGCAUGGAGAAAUACUGAAUAUGUUAUGGAAGCUCUAUUUACUAUUUAGGUAUUUGAAUUCUACUAUGUGUAAUGCUUUUUUGCAGUCUAGGUUGGAUGAUGAUUAGUUAAACUCUUUAAUAGCAGGAUGGUCUGAAUGUAAUAUUUCAUUCCCUGCAAGGAUGCUUGAAAUUGAUUAACAAUGCAGCACUCUUAUGUAAGAAACUGGUUGGCCGGUAAUGAUGCAGUAAUACAAAUGUUAUUUGUUUAGUGAA